CUGCUUCCUCUUCCAUGCAGCAGCACACUGCCGCUACGAGAGGAGGACCAGAAAUCUGCAGCUCACAGAAUGAAGAGAUCAAAAUGAUGCUGUCUGUAAAAAGGGAUUAAACGUUUAGAUCUCUGUGGUGGGAACUGCAGGCGGCAGGCUAAUGACAGAUGCAUCGUGCUCACUUUCUCCGUUGCAUUGGACGAGAAUUGCAGCGGAUGCAAGCGGCCUAUAAGACGAUCUGUUGUUUUUGUUUCUCCCCAUCUGCCGGUCUAGUCUGGGCGCCACCUCGCUAGGAUCGGCUGCUGCCGGAUAAUAACAGAUUUGCACCGCCACCGGGAGUCGAGAAAGGAGACAUGCCGUCGCUGAGCAUCCGUUGUGACGCUUGACUGACCAUGAUGAAGACCGAAUCCACAUCCAAGAGCACCGGCUCUGGCUCUACGCUCAGGAGCCCAUCCCCGCACAGGAACGCAUACGAGGCGGGGAUGCAGGCCCUGAAACCCGUCAAAGACAAUGCUUCGAACGGGGAUGUGCAGGAGGGCCCCCGAGGGCGCAGGUACGGGUCUAACGUGCACCGUAUUAAAAACAUGUUCCAGCAGAUGCAGACCACAUCCCCAGCGGAGGCAGAAGCGGAGGAAGGUGCCAGGAACAACGACAAAACCGUGCGCCUGUCCCUGCCCAGAGCCGGCAGCUUGAACGAGAACGUGGACCACAGUGCGCUGCUGAAGCUGGGCUCCACCGUGUCCGAACGCGUCAGCAAGUUCGACACCAAACCGGAGAACGGGCACCAGCGGGCCUCGUCGCCCAGUUACUCCAAACUGCAGGAGACCCGCCGCAUCUUCGAGCAGCAGCAAGAGAAGCAGGACAAGCUGGCCACCACCAGGGUCCUGCUGAAGACAGAUAAGGCCUCCAGCUUCCCGGAUGGCAGGCUGGAUGUGGCGCGGUUCAAUGGGAGCACAGAGUCCCUGGACAGCCUGGACACCAGUGAAGCCGUGUCCCCAACAGUCAGUCAGCUCAGUGCUGUGUUUGAAAGAGCAGCAGAGCUCCGGAACAACCUCCACCGCCUCUCCUCGACUCCACCGCUGCCCUCCAGGGGGGUCAGCGCCAAAGUUGGUGUCUUGAACUCCAAAAUUAUCACUAAGAGGGUUUGUGCCUUUGCAUCAGGCAACCAGGAGGAAGAGAUAAACUAUCAGAAGGGCCAAGAGGGGCCUCCCAGGGGUCCCAGGGGGAUGAUGGCUCCCUCAUCUGAAAGCAUUAAUGGGGGUCAAGACGGCCCAACUACUGAACUUUCCAGUUGUGUAGUAGAGCCAAAAGAAAAGACUGUUUCAGAUGCAGGUGUCGAGGCCAAAGCGGAGGUCAAACCUGAGGACCAACGUGGGCCCAAAGAGCCAAACAGCACAACACUGCAAAGUGACAUCCACAUGUCUGUGGAAAAUGGAGAUGCCAGUGCUUUGAAGGAGCAGCACAGCUCUCCGAAGGGCAGCGAGAUCACCAGGCAGGAAGGAGACACGAGGAAGGACGGAGAGGAGGAGGAAGAAGACAGGACUGUCAGAGAUGAGCAGUCAGGCCGAGACUCUGUGGAUAUCAGCACAUACAGCGCAGUGGGAGAGGACUUGGAUGAGGAGGAAGAUGAGUGUGAUGACCGAUACGAGCCUGAGUCCAGCUGUGUGGAGAUCACAGGACUACCUGUGGAAGAGGACCCACCCAUGUCCAGGAAGAUCCGCUUCAGCACUGAGCCCAUCAAGGUGUUUGCUACCUAUCCCAAUGAAGACUAUGACAGACGUAAUGAAGAUGUGGAUCCCAUGGCUGCAUCCGCUGAGUACGAGCUGGAGAAGAGGGUGGAGAGGCUGGACCUGUUCCCCGUGGAGUUGGAGAAAGAUGGUGAUGGCCUUGGUAUCAGUAUCAUUGGGAUGGGGGCAGGGGCAGACAUGGGCCUGGAGAAGCUGGGAAUCUUUGUGAAGACCGUGACAGAAGGAGGGGCAGCGCACAGGGAUGGCAGGAUCCAGGUGAACGAUCUGAUUGUGGAGGUGGAUGGAACCAGUCUGGUGGGAGUAACCCAGAGCUUUGCUGCCUCCGUACUCAGGAACACCUCAGGAACUGUCAAGUUUGUCAUUGGGCGAGAGAAGCCUGGGGAACAGAGCGAAGUGGCCCAGCUCAUCCAGCAGACUCUGGAACAGGAGCGCUGGCAGAGAGAGAUGAUGGAGCAGCGUUACAACCAGUACAUGGAUGAACAAGAGGGUGGAGAAUAUGGCACAGAUGAGGAAGAGGAUGAUGAGGAGGAGGUCAGUCCGCCUUAUCCCAGUGCCAUUGAGGUGUUUGAUUUGGCAGAAAAUGAGGAUUUGUCACCCCUGGAGACAGACCCUGAGAAACUGGCCCAUAAAUACAAAGAGCUCCAGAUAAAACAUGCUGUGACCCAGGCUGAGAUCCAGCAGCUGAAAAGAAAGCUGCACCAUGCGGAGCAGGAGAAGCAGCGAUGGCGCAUGGAUAAAGCCCAACUGGAACAAACUCUGCAGGACAAUAAAGAGCGUAUGGAGAAGCUCGAGGGCUACUGGAUGGAGGCUCAGAGUUUGUGCCAGGCUGUUGAUGAGCACCUGAAGGAGACGCAGGCCCAGUAUCAGGCCCUGGAGCGCAAAUACAGCAAAGCUAAACGCCUGAUCAAGGAGUAUCAGCAGAAGGAGAUCGAGUACCUGAAGAAGGAAACCCAGCGUUGUGCACAAGUAGGAGCUGAGGCCUCCCUUCUGAAAGAGGAGUCUGGGCAACUCCAAGAGCAGGUGGCUGACCUGGAGUGCAGAGUUGAGGAGCUGAAAUCUGAACCUUUAUAAAAGCCUUGAUCCGUUAUGUAUCUCAGAAAGCAGAACUUCACUAGAGGAAGAAGAGGAUAGUGUUAUUGUACUUGCAAAGAACUGCAGGGUAUUCCUUGUGUACAACCUGAGCUUGGUUUCUGGUCGCAUUCUGUAUAUGUGUCCCUGGGCUUUAUAUUUCAGCCACUUAACCCUUUUAACCAUGAUUUUCUGUUUAGGGGAACGUAAAGAACAGUUUUAUCAUCACAAAUAGACUUGAUCUUUUUGUUGAGCUCUAGAUGUACUGUUCCUUUUUCAUUUUCAGAGUUCAGUAUUUAAUCCCUUAAUUUGUGGUUUUGUGAGAAACCGAGCUGUUGCUUUUAAUUGCCAAAAACCAUUUCCUUUCUUUUUUUUUUGCCUAGUUUUGUGACCUUUUUUUUUUUUUGAGUUUGUACAGAUGUGAUACUGUGUGGUUUAACAAUCAGUUGGUUUUGUAUAAAUUUUUAAUGUGUAUAACAUUUAACAUAAUAUAAACUAAUGACAUUGAGGGUCAUUGUAUAUUUUAUGUGAUGAAAAUGAUGUAAAUUGGAAGGACAUUGCACUGAAGACGACGUCAGAAAGGAAAGCGCUUCACUGGAGUGGAUGAACGAACAGGAACUGAGGUGUCUUUGAUAUUGUACAAACAGUAACUCAUCCUUUGUAGGGGUCUUGUCACUUAAUCCUGAGAACCACCUGCUGCCUACCUUAUGAAAGUGUUUGUGUAUUUUUUACACAUUGACUCAUUAAUGAGUGACCAAUCCUCUGGUUUGAACCCAUCGCUUCUUUCAGAAAGGACCACAAAAACAAGCCUCCACAACUGCUGUGCCACAAACAAAAAUGGAUCUGUUUUUUUUUCCCUUGAAAUGGAUGUUGUCAAAGACUUGUGUAACUGAUAUUAGUUAGGACUACUGAUAUAAGAAACAUUACUGGACUGGGCUGUUGAGCCGUUUACCAGCAGCAAAGUUAUAGAGUUAAAAAGCUUGUGUCUCUAACCAGCAGCUGCACUUGACACCACUGUGUGUAGCACAUUGAAAACACUGCCAGGUUUAUACCUGUUUGACUUUACGCACAGUUUAAAUGAAAUUGAGUCUACUUGUGUCAACUGUCAUACCAGUAUGUUUGUAUAGUUAAGGUUAAGACUGAAAUAUUUUAAUUUUACUUAAUAUUUAUAAUAUAGUCAAGGUGGAAAUAUGAGCUAACAGGACAAAAACUGACAAAAGCAAUGCAAAAGCAAUGUUCAAUAGACAAAGUUAUACUGUGUCAUGUAAAAAAAGUAGAUCUGGAUGACUACAAAAACAAAAUUAUGAGUACUUAAUUAAAAAAAACAGGCAUGGUUAUGGGUAUUUUCAUGAUAUUAAGGCUUGUACAGUGCACAUGCUUUGCAUUGUAUGUUUUGUGGAAUAAAUGGUCAACAUUGA
Molecule: messenger RNA, 4225 nt
Organism: Sphaeramia orbicularis (orbiculate cardinalfish)
Lineage: Eukaryota; Metazoa; Chordata; Actinopteri; Kurtiformes; Apogonidae
Product: neurabin-2-like
Exons: 11
Coding region: 384-2810 (808 amino acids)
Biological process (GO): actin filament organization; neuron projection development; calcium-mediated signaling
Cellular component (GO): postsynaptic density; cytoplasm; dendrite
Molecular function (GO): actin filament binding
Source: RefSeq, a predicted model, not a curated record